Messenger RNA from Girardinichthys multiradiatus, 2002 nucleotides. RefSeq names its product nectin-1. Gene Ontology annotation, biological process: homophilic cell-cell adhesion; heterophilic cell-cell adhesion. Gene Ontology annotation, cellular component: adherens junction. The transcript has 9 exons. Bases 101 to 1375 code for a protein of 424 amino acids. The record is from RefSeq and is a predicted model, not a curated record. Lineage: Eukaryota; Metazoa; Chordata; Actinopteri; Cyprinodontiformes; Goodeidae.
GUCCUCCAUAGGGAACGCAGGCACCUUCUGUAGAUAAAACAAGAAGCACGCAUGAACUGUUACGUAUUUCAUCUCGUUUACGUUACCUUAUGCUGUCUUGAUGUCCUACAAGCUGGUACUGUUUGUCUUUGCACUCGUCCGGACCAGAGAUGUGCAAGAUGUUGCAGGUCAGAGUGCCACCGCGGACCUCAGAGGUACCGCCAUCUUACCCUGCAAGCUAACACGGAAACUAACAACAGACGAGGUCCUUGAACAGAUUUCCUGGCAGAGAAAGACGAAAGGAAAACCGCAGACGGACAAUUUCUUGACCAUCACGAAAGAGAAAGAUAAUUUUGUUAACGGACACGAUAAGAGAUUUCAGCGUAUUGGGACAUUUGCUGACAACAAUGGGACUCUCCGGCUCUCUGACGUAAACCUGCAGGAUGAUGGAACCUACUCUUGCAUCUUUUCCAUUUUUCCUACCGGAACUGUCAGGAUGGAUAUACCUCUACAUGUUCUUGUAACUCCAAAAACAAGCAUAGACGAUGCCCUACCCAGACUUGGAGAAGCAGAGGUUCCUCUUGCGACCUGCACCUCUGCUGGCUCCAAGCCGCCUGCCAAGGUGGCUUGGGACACCGGUGCUCUCAAAGACAAAGUGAGAGCGACAAACAACUCAACUUUACAUGACAACGGCACAACCACCACAGUCAGCACGCUGAUGGGAAAGCCCACCAAAGAAAUCUACAGACGUCGGCUCCAGUGUGUCAUCUCCACCGAGAAACUAAACACAACCAUAUCCUUCGAAAUACAGAUCUACUUCUGUUGUAGAUGGGAAGGCUGUGGUAUUUCCUGCAGACUUUAUAUGAAUGCAUCAGGGACCAACCAGAGGGACAUAAAAACAGGAGAAAAAAAGGCAGAUCCACCUCUGGAGGUGAACAUUACAGAAGGACCAAUGAAGGACCAGGUUACAUGUGAGGCUGAUGCAAACCCAAAGGCAGACAUUACCUGGCACAGGUCAGACAACCCUCUGCUUCCAUCCGUCACAGCAGAGGGGGCAACGCUGACGUUUAAAAGCAAGACCUCUGAUCUGACAACUGGCUCCUACCAGUGUAAGGCGAUUAACAGAUAUGGAAGCAAGGAAAGCACACUCUAUGUUCAACACCGAGGAAGCUGCAAAGAUGGUUGGAUCGCUUUUUCUCUUCUUCUGGCCAUUGUGGCUAUUAUGGCCAUUGUUGCUGCGGUCGCUCUGUACAAACAUGGAGUUCUGAAACUCCCGAGACUUUUAGUGUUUGAAAGAGAACAGGUACCAACAUCUUCACCAGCAGAACUUGCUGGUGAAGAUGUGCCAGACCAUAGGGAAGGAGGGACAUCAAGGCAACAAAACGCUGAAGUAUAGACCUGACCAUCUUUGACAGAGGUUCAAGCAACACUUCUGGAGUUCAUGUUGGGUUUUCACCAUUGCCAUGUAGGAUGUUUUGUGUUAAAUCAGUCCCUGAUUAUUUACCAGGUAAGAUGCCAGAUGCUUGACAAUUAAUUGACAAUUAACGCCAAAUAGUGCUGAUGCUGAAUGUAGGACUUUAUUGCCUCCUGUGGAAUAACAUUUCACUUUGUUGUACGCCAAAACAAAUUCCUUGUAUGUCCAAAAACGUACUUGGCAAUAAUGCUUUUCUGAUUCUGAUUCUAAAACAAGCACAAUAUCUGGCCCACCUUAGAAGAGGACAAUUUUGUAAGGCCCUUUCCAUACGUUGGUGUGUGAAGGAUGUGGGUUUAACUGUGAAGAAUGGUGGUUUAUUCAGGAAGGAAAUUGGCUAAACUGUAGUGAAUUAUGUAGCUGUUUUCCUACUAACGCAUUUGUUUCCAAUGAGUGUUUAGUGUGUGUAAGCACUAAUUUGUGCUAACUACAGUUUUUCAUUUGUUUUUACCUCAAUUGAUAUGGAGGUAAAUUUGUCUCAAUAUUAUUCAAUCAAACAAAAAACUAAUCUCAAUCAAAAAAACCUAAUCUCAAUCAAAAACAUAAAUUGUG